CGUUCUUUCUGAUACAGCAGACUGCAAUUGUUCUGGUUCAGUUUGUGAGUGUGAUGGCGUCGAAGUUAGUUCAGUUGCAAUCCAGGGCUGUGCAGGCAUCGAACUUUGUGGCCAAGCAUGGUGGUGGCUACUACAAGCAGCUCUUGGAACAGAAUAAGCAAUACAUCCAGGAUCCACCAACUGUUGAGAAAUGUAGCCAUUUAGCGAAUCAGCUGCUUUAUACUCGUCUGGCCAGUAUUCCUGGGCGCUAUGAAGCAUUUUGGAAGGAGCUUGAUUAUGCCAAGAAUCUAUGGAAGAACAGGCAAGAGUUGAAGGUUGAGGAUGCUGGGGUUGCUGUUCUAUUUGGACUGGAAUGCUUUGCCUGGUUCUGUGCUGGUGAGAUCAUUGGUCGUGGGUUUACAUUCACUGGUUACCAUGUUUAAAAGUUCCUUUGAGGAAAAGUAAGCUGAGGAAAAGCUUCUGAAGCUCAACUAAUCAAGCUUUUACUCUUUUUUCUUUUUUUGUCAUAACAUACAAACGGUAUGCACUGCAGGAAAAUUAGGAACUUUGUCAAUUUACGUCUGUAGUCUUCUUUUUCUUUUCGCAAGGAUGAUGACUCCCAUAAUAAGAUUGGAUUUAGUGUUCGUUCUGGAUCUAAUGCAUUUUGGCAAUUUGAAGGUAUUUUUAC
Molecule: messenger RNA, 667 nt
Organism: Rubroshorea leprosula
Lineage: Eukaryota; Viridiplantae; Streptophyta; Magnoliopsida; Malvales; Dipterocarpaceae
Source: the annotation of a GenBank genome assembly